CAGGGAAGGGCAUCAGCUGGGACCUGAGUGUACACUGGCUUUACCUGGUACUGUCUAUUGUGAUGUCAUGGAAUCUCAGUCUAGAGACAGACACUCUGUAGUUGAGAGGGGCAUAGGCUUGAGAAAUGUCCCUAAUAUGGGGGCUCGCUUUCCCCCUGCCGACACAUCUCAGCCUUACGCUACUCGGUUUCUUUGUUUAUGGAAUAUGGGUGUUGUUUUCUUGGUAUCAGAGCCAGACAAAGGUGGCAGCCAAGACAGAGACUUCCAAGCAACAAAACAGAUCUCUAAAACAGAUCCGGAAACUCAGAGUUUCACGGUUGGAAGAAACAGAGAUGAACGUCAGUGUAGCUGAUCUGACACGUAUUUCAGGACUUCCUACUGACUGGACCCAGGAAUAUGUAUUCUGGUCAAUAGACAGGAGUCUUCGACAGAUCUUCCAACAUCUGGAUAAUGCAAGAUCAACACUUAUGGAGCUGAAUGUUUCAGAAUCCCAAGAUGUGACUUCUUCCUCCAUCUCUGACAUUGUGGUUCAGGAGAUUGUCCCACCCAGCUGUUACUGUAAAAAGGGAAAGACUUCAACUGACUACAGCAUGUCCUCUGCAUCAUCCAACAACAGCUCGAGCCUGUCUUAUCUUCCCAUGUUUCCUGAAGGGACAGCUUGGCAAUUCCAGAGCGAUAGUGGACCUGUUUCCUCCCAAAAGGAAGCAUCUAUGCCCAGGAGCCCUGGCACAUCCCUGCCUACUUCUCAGCUGACAGAUCCUGAGAAAUCGGAUCUCUCUCCGAAUUUGGCAGUUCUUCGUCCCUUCCAAGCUCAAACUUCCUUUAUUAGCUCUAUUUUAGAAUCCUUAGAUCCUUGCGAACAAGAGAAAACAAAAGAUAAGGGAAAGACUCAUUGUCAAUCAAAUCGUGGGUCAGAUUCUGAUUUGGAUGAGAGUCCAGGACCCCUAGUAUGGGCUCCACUCCAGCUCUCUCCUUUGAUCAGAGGAGAACUGGAAGGACAUAUGCCUCAGAAGGUUUCUACUUUGGGACAACAAGUGAUGCCUCUGCCUGUGGAGAAAUCCUGGAACAUACUCAAUCAUUUCAUGGAUGUACAAGGAGUCCCUGAAGAAGAGCUCCCGAAAACUCAGUUACCUACACUCAUCCCUGAGAGUGUUGAGCAAAAUACCAACACAUCUCCAGAUCCUCCAUCAUUUCAUCUCCACAUGAACAUUGGGGUGAAUUCUGAAGUCCAUAGGACGGAAGCAAUCAUUUCACAGCCAUUUCCCUCAAACAGGCAGUCACAACCCGAGGAUGACCGCCAAGAGCUUAGAUAGAAUCCUUUAGUUAUAUCAACGGGCACACCAUCUCCCAGAAAUUUAGGAGUUAACAUAAUUCAGGAAGAACAAGCUUUAGUGAAAAAGGAUUCAAAGCAUGUGUUAGAGCUGAAUAUAGAGCAGAGGGUCAUAGGUCUUCCAGAAAAAAAGGCUACAGACACAUAAGGCGCAGCUAACUAAUGUGGAGCUGACACCCAAGAUACCACGUUCUGCCACUGACAGAAUAAAGGUCACUCCAUUGGCAUUGCUUCAGGUUAUGGACUUAAUGGCAAUAACCCCAGAAUCACAGUCGGAGCUGAUAGACUCUGUGGGGUUUUCCCCAGAGCCGCCAAAUCAAGCAGAAACAGUGAGUGUAACUCCUCAGCCAUUGAAACUAGUAAUUGAACCAAUAAAAGUAACCCAUCUUCAGCAUCAAACCACGAAAUUAAGGAGCAUGGCCUCAAGACUGAGUCAAGUCACAGAUGACCUGGAGGUAACUCCUGUGGCAUUGUUUCACGUCAUGGAUUCCAUGGAGAUGAUUGACAAAUUAAGUCCACAUGGCAUAGAACCAGUAGGAGUAGCCCCACAGCCACAAUACCAAGUCAUGGAAUCAGUGAAGAUGGAUACAUUGCAUAACUAUCAAGCCAUAAGACCAGGAAGUAUGAGUACACCACUACAAAUUGUAGAGCCUCAAACCAAAGAGUCUCUGCAAUUGACUUCUGGGUUACAGGGUCAAGUUGAAGACUCCGUGGGGACUAUGCCACAACCUCAAGGCACAGAGUGUGUGUCACUGACUCCAAAGUCACAUCAUCAAAUAAUGGAAUCCAGGAAAACAAUCCCAGCACCACCAGAUCAAGGUGCAGUACCUAUAGGAAGGGGCCAAAAGCAUCAAGUUCCAGAAGCUGAAGUAGUGCCAGUCAUACCACUGCUACAGGAAAUGGAAUAUUUGGG
This is a messenger RNA of Peromyscus eremicus (cactus mouse), 2243 nucleotides long. RefSeq lists its product as uncharacterized. NCBI's taxonomy places the organism in Eukaryota, Metazoa, Chordata, Mammalia, Rodentia, Cricetidae. Bases 126 to 1313 code for a protein of 395 amino acids. The transcript has 5 exons. The record is from RefSeq and is a predicted model, not a curated record.